AAUUUUUUUUUUUUAGUUACCUAUCCCAGUAACCCUUUUAAGAUUUCUUCAAUAACAAAAAUUGAAAAGCACAAUUGAAACCAAACAUACCGGCGAGGUUUGGUCAUCGCCGCCGCUCUCCUCCACCACCCGCCGCUGCAAUUUCGAGAGAGGGAGAACGAAAGAGAUGUUGACGUCGCCGGUGGUGAACACGUACCCUCUGUCGAGCUACACCUUCGGAACGAAGGAGCCCAAGAUGGAGAAGGACACUUCCGUUGCCGAUCGCCUCGCUCGCAUGAGAGUCAAGUAUUCUCUAUUUCCCUAAAUUUCUGCGUUUUAUCUAAAGCCUCCCUGUUUGUUUGCUCAGAAAAUUGACUACCGACAAAACAUAAUGCAAGAAAGGAAAGCAUGUAUUAUUCUAUUAUGACAAAUAGUUUUGUUUGAUUCAGUGGGGCAGAGGUGUUUAUUUUUCUCAGGAAAAUUAUCGUGUUUACGUUUUUUCCACUAUUUUCUUGCGUUUUCUGAGCGAUCAAGUGGAGGAGGUUGAAGAUCAAGUUUUCUUUCUUUUGGCGUUGCGUUUUCUUUGCAGGAUACCGUAAGACGCUAUCAGCAUGUUAUGUUAUAUGAAAGAGGGGAUGAGGACAACUGUCGAUGCAAUUUUACUGGUGCAGGAACAUACUCAUCCCCACAUCCUUCUUCUCCAAAUUGGAAACACAUUCUGUAAACUUCCUGGUGGACGCCUCAAGCCAGGAGAGAAUGAAAUUGAGGGUUUGAAAAGAAAGCUGUCUAGCAAACUUGCUGCUAAUUCACCUGGUCUUCAACCAGAUUGGCAGAUAGGUGAAUGUGUGGCUAUCUGGUGGAGGCCAAAUUUUGAAACUGUAAUGUACCCAUACUGCCCUCCCCACAUAACAAAACCAAAGGAGUGCAAGAAGCUUUUUAUUGUUCAUUUAUCUGAAAGAGAGUACUUUGCCGUGCCUAAAAAUUUGAAACUUCUUGCUGUUCCAUUGUUUGAACUCUAUGAUAAUGUUCAGAGAUAUGGACCAGUUAUAUCCACUAUUCCACUGCACCUGUCUAGGUUCCAGUUCAACAUGAUCGCUGCAUGACUUUUGCAUGGUUCAGAUGAGUAUUUUGAAUUUGCAAGUAUAGAAGUCACACCAUGCACAGCUUUGAAGUAAACUACCUUAUGCUCUAUUCAUCAACCUUGGUUAUCAAAUAAAAUGCAUGAGUCGGGUCUUUUUCCAAAGAUGGUCUGCUUUUCAUGUCCUUCUUGGAGUCCCCUUUUUUUCUUUUCUGGUAGGAUGAGGAUGGGUUGAAAUUUUGCUGACACAGUUCUGCGCAAAAUUUUCUCAACAGAGAUAAUGCUGCCAAUGUAAUUUGAUGAAUUGACUGGGGGUAAAAAAAAAUGAGAUAUACAGUGUGCACUGGGCAUUUUCCUUUUUAUUCCAGGGCAAGCUGUUUAACAUUUUGGGAGCAUACUAUGCAAGAUUCUAUUUAUUUUCUUCA
Vitis vinifera (wine grape) is the source of this 1482-nucleotide messenger RNA. RefSeq names its product pre-mRNA cleavage factor Im 25 kDa subunit 2. Gene Ontology annotation, cellular component: mRNA cleavage factor complex. The transcript has 7 exons. The record is from RefSeq and is a predicted model, not a curated record. NCBI's taxonomy places the organism in Eukaryota, Viridiplantae, Streptophyta, Magnoliopsida, Vitales, Vitaceae. Gene Ontology annotation, molecular function: mRNA binding. Bases 591 to 1082 code for a protein of 163 amino acids.